CCUCGUCAAUGACUUUUCUUAUCUGAUAUGCCAAAGCCACUACAGAAGUUGCUUCUUCAGUACAUCACAAGCAGGGACGAAUUUUGUUUAGUGAGAGAACAAGCGUGUAUCGCGUUUUGCAACAUCCUCAAAAACUGCAACUCUAUGACUUUUCACUUUGUGAUGAUUCUUUACAACCACAAGCUAUCCUGAUACAUGCCGAGCAAUGCAACAUCUAUCAUGAAAUCAGCGUUCUGUGUUCAAAUAUCUAUACGUCGACUACUUUAGAUGCGGAAGAGUCGGAAUGUCAAGGAAACAACGGCAAAUUUGUAAUCUAGUUGCACUUCAUUGGUACCGCGCACCGUAUCGCACUUAUACAACUGUCAGAAUGAAUUACAACUCUUUUCCGGCAGAGUUUCGGAAAUAACAGAUGUGGACAAUCCUUUGCAAUCAGUAGCGACGCCUUCGCUUAUUACAGCUGCUUGUAAUUUAUUGAAUAAUUUAAUAUUUGUCGGACAACACCAGGUUGUACGACAAGUCUACGAAUAUUCCAUCGAUAUAUAAGUAUUUAUUCGGGUGUUUGAUUAAGAUUUCGAAGGAUAUCAGGAGCAGGAAGGAAGAGUCUGAGUCAUUAUUCUGAUACGCUGGAAAUGUACAUCAGCAUCUGCACAGUUUUAACAAAUUGCAUCACGCAUAGCAACAAGUACGCAGCCGUCGUACUCUUUUCUCCGGACUCGCUUUAUAUUCUAUUUUGCUUCUUAAAUAUCGAUUUAUACCAGUCUGCCGAACUGCACCUGAUAUACCUGCGUAACAGACUUUGGACGGAAAUCUACAUCUUCGUGGCUGUGCUUUCGUUAACGGAGGAUCAACAUUUUCCCAUUCAAGAAGCCAUUCAAAGCGCGUUAUAAUUGUGCGGGCCUGAAACGGUCCUGGCUUCCAUUUGUCUUGCGAUAAAGGACUCUACGACUGAUCUGAGAAUGAGCGCCAUUAGUGCCUUAGCUUUUCUACUGUCCCACGAGAUUCAAAAAGAUUUCUUGGGAAGAAGCGGUACCUUUCUAUUACAAACCGUGCUCAAUACUAAUGUGGCACAUGUCUCGAUCGAAAGCAAAGAUAGUGGUUUGCGAGAUAUAUCGAACGUCAACAAAUUAUCAAUAAGAGACGCGAAUGUGCAUUCAAGAAAAUCAAACGAGAGCGAGAAAGAUUUGCGUACGAAAGACGAUCAGCUACCAGAUCAAGGACAAACUACCAUAAGAGGCGAAUUAUGUGAACUGUUACUGCAUCUUUUCAUCGCUCAUAGUUACACGAAAUCCAAAAAAAGCAGCAAACAAUCGGAGGAUAAAGAUCUUAUUGUAGGUGCCCUUACUAAUUUACUAUACGUGUCGAAGAAGGCAAAGCGAGCGGCAUACGGGGUAAUCUUCCCGAGACCGCGUUAAUGAUCCUAAAAGAAUUGUAUGUUGAGCUGAAUCUUCAACCGUUUGAGCUUUACAAAAAGCAAGCGGAGAAAAAGGCAGGGAAAGACUUUAAUACAUGGAAUUUCGAUCAUAAUUUCCUGUAUGAAUUUGUAAAAACCUAUCUUAUUUUUAUUGCACAGACUCAUCCUUUGUUGCACGAUGUGAAUUGUACCUUCAUACCUCUGAUGAACUUCAUGUGCAGAGAUGUACGUGUUAAAGAAACCCUGACGAAAGAGGGCUUAGCGGACGUGGUGCACAAGUUAUGGGCCUGAAUAGCGUUAAAUAAAACAGUGUCAACGUCUGCUUUAAAAUUGCUAGCGACAUUCACAACAAAAUGUAACGUUGCCGCACAGUCUUUAACAUUAACGACGAUAUUACCGGGAAAUGGAUUAAGGAAAACGCCAAAUACGCUCGCGCUGAUACAUGUCAUCAUACAAGUAACGUGCAAAGAAAUUGAAAGGGCCGGUCAAAUUUUCGAUAAUCACAAGAUGCACUUCGCCUUCCACAUUCUGCGAAAUGCGGUGCAUGUUCACGAGUGUAGAGUCUGCAUUUCGAAGCCUGCAUGUGUAUCUCAGAGACGUAGCAGGGAACAUGAUGCGGAGCGUUAGAGGAUAUAACAUUGCUAUAAAUCUACAAGAUCAGAGUUUGAUCGAGGUCUGCCUGCCUGAUACAGAGGCCUGCAUGAGCAGUACAACUGACUGUGAGCACAGUCCUUUUCUCGACAACUCAAAAGAAAAUGAGGAUAAUCAACAAGCUGCUAUUGUUCAACCUUCGACUUUAUCUACUGUUCUUCCACCUGAAGGCAAUUCACAACCGAAGAAAAGCAAAACCCAAACUGCUUCAAAUGUUGCAAUAUGGACAGAUCAGUUGGUUGUAAGAAACCUCAUACACUUCUGGUCUGCGAAUCAAGAAUUGUUCGCAAACACUUUAAUGAAAAACGAUGAUGUAUGGAAAAUAGUUGCCGAGGAACUAAAUACACUUAAAAAGACACAUUAUUCUUUAGAUCAGUUAAAAAUAAAAUGAGAGUUAAAGCAAAAAUACACUGAAAC
This is a messenger RNA of Temnothorax curvispinosus, 2479 nucleotides long. RefSeq lists its product as uncharacterized. NCBI's taxonomy places the organism in Eukaryota, Metazoa, Arthropoda, Insecta, Hymenoptera, Formicidae. The record is from RefSeq and is a predicted model, not a curated record. The coding region runs from base 1947 to 2453 and encodes 168 amino acids. The transcript is spliced from 9 exons.